UUGUCCGGGAGCCUUCCAAGGAUAUCACUGUUCCGUUUUAUUCACUUUUCAGUUACCUGUACAGUUUCCAUUUCCAACCUUUGCCACAUUCGCUUUUUCUUGUAUCUAGUUUUCGGAAAAGCCUGAUAUUCUACUCUUUUGUUAUUCUGUUGAUCGCUAGGUAAGACCGUAACCCUUUGACAUAACUAUUAUAUAAGAGUAUUCAUGCUGUGGAAAAAUUCAUUGGAUGGGACCUGGAUUGAUCCAGCACGAGAAGGCCCAAACCGAACACAACCGACUGUGCCACCAUCCAACCCUUGGAUGGGUUAUUUAUUUUCAUUUAUAUUCCUUCUGCAAGUACGGACACAACAAUAACACAGAAAACUUAAAUACAAGCGAAUGACGCUUUACGGAAUUCAAUUGAUCGAAAAAAAAUUGAUUCAUAUGAUUUAUAGCAAUUUACUCUAUCUAAAAGAUCUUUUGAUUGCUCGAAAGUUGAGCUUGGUUGCAUUGUUCCUCCUUUCAUUUUUUUGGAUGUUUGUAUAUUUCACAAACAAAUAACCUCUCCCUCCACAAAUUUCUUAUUUAGUAGACCCUACUGGUUUCAUCGGUUCUGGUGAUUUCGGCAGAAGUGAUCACUGCCUAAAUCACUCACUGCCCAUUCCACUACCCACGUCACUUCUGCCGACAUCACACACCACCGUUUCAUCAACUACGCCUUCUAAGACUUGCAAGAGUUUAUAUUCGUCACAUUAAUCCCGAUAUGUUUUGAAACUUUCGUUCAUAUAUUCGGUUCUAUAGCGAUGUUCGAUUUCAUAUAAUUUUUUUCCUUUCUAAACUAGUUCGAUCCCUAUUGUUAUCAUAAUGAAAUAAUUCCAGCGUAUUUGAUUAUUUUACUCCAUAAAUCUAAUUAGAUUCUUCCAGUCAAAAAUACGGGUAUUUUGCUACAGUUAUGUUUUUCUCCUUUUUUUCGAUGUACUGUCUAUUUUUUGGAUGUUAGUGUGCGUCACUGACAAAAUAAUUUCCCAUUUCUGAUUUAAUUCCCAAUUAUUUUUCUUUCUUGUAUCCUUUCCUCUUUUCCCUCCUUCAAACAGCAACAAAGGAAAUCUUU
Meloidogyne enterolobii is the source of this 1090-nucleotide messenger RNA. NCBI's taxonomy places the organism in Eukaryota, Metazoa, Nematoda, Chromadorea, Rhabditida, Meloidogynidae. The record is from the annotation of a GenBank genome assembly.